Cajanus cajan (pigeon pea) is the source of this 1076-nucleotide messenger RNA. RefSeq lists its product as uncharacterized. The record is from RefSeq and is a predicted model, not a curated record. Lineage: Eukaryota; Viridiplantae; Streptophyta; Magnoliopsida; Fabales; Fabaceae.
UGCUUAAGAAAUUUGCGCCAAUACUGGCCAGAAAAUUGUCUCAUACAAUGCAACGAAUCAUGAUGUGUGGAUGAGAAAGUAGAAAGUAGAAAGUAGAGACCCAAAGUGCAUUGCUACAGAGUACAGAGGAAGGAGCAUAAUCCUAAUGAUCCUAGUUAGCCAUAUCCAAGCUCCUUUCGGAGGAGCCAUGUUUUCGAAGUGUUCCCCACACAAAUUCAUCACUCUGACAAACCCUCUACCACCUGCACCCAAAUUCAUCACUACAAGACCCUUGCAUCUCACCCUCGCCAAAGCAGAAACAAACCUCGACUCGGAUUCCUCUUCUCCUCCUCAAACGGUUUUCGUGACUGGCGAGGAUGUUCCAUUGGAGGGUGUCAUCCAGUUCGAGAAACCCACCUCUUCUCCUCCUUUUGAAAAAUGGGGGCGUGUGGCUCUGCUAGCUGGUGCGGAUGUGUUGGCCUUGUUCUUGUUUGCCACGAUUGGAAGAUACAGUCAUGGACUUUCUGUUUUGGACCUCGACACUCUGCGCACUGCUGACCCUUUUAUAGCGGGGUGGUUUUUGGGUGCUUACUUCCUUGGAGGGUUUGGGGAGGAUGGGCGUGGGAUGAAUGGUCUCUCCAAAGGUGUCAUUGCUACUGCCAAGUCAUGGGCUGUUGGGAUCCCUAUAGGAAUAGUAAUAAGGGCAGCAACAGCAGGUCAUCUACCAAAUUAUGGUUUUGUAUUUGUGAGUCUGGGAAGCACUGCUGUGUUACUUAUCACAUUCAGAGCAUUAUUAUAUACUAUUCUUCCGGUCGACAAUAGUAAGAAGAGCGAUGUUUAUCGCCGUGGCAGUCCCUUUGAACUCUUUGAGCUGCUCACAUCAUUAGUACGGCGGUGGUAGCUAUGCAUUGCAUGUUCAAGGCACCAUACUGGGUAUGCAUCAGAACAUAAUCUCCUUGUACUAUCGGUUCAUAUAAAACAAGUAAGAGUAGGUGUUUACUGCAGAUGACUUUUAUUCAAUUAAAUGUGUAUACUAUAUUACUAUUAAUACACCUUUGAUCAAUUAAAAGUGCAUUACUAUUAAGUCAUUUGAAUCA